UAAAUAGAAUUAAGUGGAAAAAACAAAAAUCUGUCGACGGCCGCUUAUUGUACAAACCGGCGGUUCACACUCCCUAACUAGUCUUUCUGGUCUUUCAUAGGAAUUUCCUAGAACAUCACCAUCAUCAUCAUCAUCAGAUUCCAGCAUUGAAGCACGCUACUGGUUCGCUGUGAUUUUCAAUUUCUUCUUCACCAUCUCUCUUCCUUCUACUGGGAUUCCACAGAAUGGAAACCAUGGAAGACAAAUCAAUUUUUGACUUGGAGAAAGAAAUUUUAAACAAAUUCAGAGAUUUCAUGACAAGGUUUACAAAGAUUGAUGAGUUGGGAACUGCUGGAAGCAAGCUGUUGUCCGGUUUUCAACAGGCAUUAGAGUUUAUUCGAAAGCCUCCUAUAGAUACAAGUUCUAAAUUAGUCAACAGUAUCAUUAAAGCUAAUGAAACUGAAAGACUUAAGUCAUAUGUCAACUUUGAAUUCAAGAACCGCAAAGAUGUUAACCAGAAUGCAACCAAUUUGGGCUCAUGUAAACAUGGACUUCUUCUCCAGAUAAGACAAGUGAAGGUAGUACUUGAUGAACUUGAAGAUAUACAGGCUAAUGUAAGAAAUGUUAUGCAAAGUAUACAUGGAAAAUUAUCAUCCCUUUCAGAUACGGAUAUUGAUUUUAAAAUGAAUGAGCAAGCGAUCUAUAAUGAUUUGGACGACGAAAAUACUGCUUUCUGUCAUUCUGGAAGCACUGAUGUUACAACUACAAAAGUUAAGAAAAAUACUGAUUCCACGCAUUUAGCUGCCCUAAUGGUUUCCAUAUACGGUAUGGUCCAGCAAGACUAUUUGAUGCAGGAUAGGAUUGUUUCUGCGUUAGAUCUGAACGUGUCAUCGGAAGAACUGGAAAGCUACUGCCUAAUGUGGUCUUUGCGUCCCUUCAUAAACGAUGAACUUGUGCAUGAGGCAUGGAAAUAUAUUCACUGAACAAUCUUUUGUUUUGACUGUAUAGAAUCAAUUACCGUCAGGCUAGAUAAAGUUUUUGCCCUAUUUAUAAAGAUUCUAUUUAAAGAAUGGCUCUAAGAGUUGUCAUAUUCAUUGCAUUAUUAUGAUACUAAAUCUAAUUGUAACAAAAAAUAUAUUUUUUUUUAAUAGCAAAGAUUGUACAA
Molecule: messenger RNA, 1144 nt
Organism: Lathyrus oleraceus (garden pea)
Lineage: Eukaryota; Viridiplantae; Streptophyta; Magnoliopsida; Fabales; Fabaceae
Exons: 8
Coding region: 225-962 (245 amino acids)
Source: RefSeq, a predicted model, not a curated record